Molecule: messenger RNA, 1165 nt
Organism: Talpa occidentalis (Iberian mole)
Lineage: Eukaryota; Metazoa; Chordata; Mammalia; Eulipotyphla; Talpidae
Gene: STARD3NL
Product: STARD3 N-terminal like
Exons: 9
Coding region: 145-852 (235 amino acids)
Source: RefSeq, a predicted model, not a curated record
UCCGCCCGCCAGGGCCUCGCGGGCGCGACGCGGAGCCGCUGUCCCCGGGCCAGCCUGGGGCGGCUGCACUGGAACCACCCGAUGAGACCUUUUCUUUCUAGGGAUGGUGAAGUUGGCCAAAGACUCCUUUAACCCUCCUCCAGGAUGAACCCCCUGACAGAAGACAUGGAGAACGCUCUCACUGGGAGCCAGAGCUCUCACGCUUCUUUGCGAGACAUCCAUUCCAUCAACCCUACCCAACUCAUGGCCAGGAUUGAAUCCUAUGAAGGAAGGGAAAAGAAAGGCAUAUCUGAUGUCAGAAGGACUUUCUGUUUGUUUGUCACCUUUGACCUCUUAUUUGUAACAUUACUGUGGAUAAUAGAAUUAAAUGUGAAUGGAGGCAUUGAGAACGCAUUAGAGAAGGAAGUGGUGCAGUAUGACUACUACUCUUCUUAUUUUGAUAUAUUUCUUUUGGCAGUGUUUCGAUUUAAAGUGUUAAUACUUGCAUAUGCUGUAUGCAGACUGCGCCACUGGUGGGCAAUAGCGUUGACAACAGCAGUGACCAGUGCCUUUUUACUAGCAAAAGUGAUCCUCUCAAAGCUUUUCUCUCAAGGGGCUUUUGGCUAUGUGCUGCCCAUCAUUUCAUUCAUACUUGCCUGGAUUGAGACAUGGUUCCUGGAUUUCAAAGUGUUACCUCAAGAAGCUGAAGAAGAAAACAGACUCCUGAUAGUUCAGGAUGCUUCAGAGCGUGCUGUACUUAUACCUGGUGGUCUUUCUGAUGGUCAGUUUUAUUCUCCUCCUGAAUCUGAAGCAGGAUCUGAAGAAGAUGCUGAAGAAAAGCAGGACAGUGAAAAACCACUUUUAGAAAUAUGAGUAGUACUUUUGUUGAAUGUGAAAAACUCUCACAGAUGAGAAAAGAAACUGGCGAUGAGGUCUUCCAACUGAAAAUUGAAAUGGUGACAUCCAUUGCUGAGUUUGAAUAGCUGAAAAGAAUUUAUAUUGUAAUACCUCACAGACAUUGUACCAUAUCCACAUCUACUGAGUAGUCUGCUGUGGCUGGUAAGAUAAUGUAUUGAUCUAUCCUGUAUUCACUGAGACUGAGUCUAAUCUGUUAAUGAAUAGUUGCAGAAAAGUCUUGUGCUGUAUUCCUAAUCAAAACACUUCUUAAUAUAUUGGAAUAACACUU